GUGUUGAUUAGACAAUGACAAUUGUGCCUGUGCUAUUUUACUUUUUCUCUACAAUGAUACCAUAAAUACCAUAAAGAAGCACAACUUGAUACGCAUAACCAAGAUAUAAACCCUAAUUUGGUUAACGGAAUUUAGGAACAAAGCAUGGUUGUGAAAGUGUAUGGUCCAACCUAUGCUUCCCCCAAAAGGGUUGUGGUGUGUCUGAUUGAGAAGGAAGUUGAGUUUGAAGCAGUGCAUAUUGAUCUCUUCAAGGGAGAGCAUAGGAAACCUGAGUUUCUCAAGCUCCAGCCAUUUGGAGCCCUUCCUGUUAUUCAAGAUGGUGAUUAUACUCUCUAUGAAUCUCGUGCAAUAAUCAGAUACUAUGCAGAAAAGUAUAAAGACCAAGGGACUGAUUUGUUGGGAAAGACAAUAGAAGAAAGGGGUCUUGUGGAACAAUGGCUUGAAGUGGAAGCUCAGAACUUUCACCCACCAAUUUACGACUUAGUCAUUAAUGUUUUGUUUGCCCCAUUAAUGGGUGCUCCAUCAGACCAGAAAGUGAUCGAAGAGAGUGUUAAAAAGAUUGAGAAGGUGCUGGAUAUUUAUGAGGAGAGGCUGUCAAAGAGCAAGUACUUGGCUGGUGAUUUCUUCAGCCUUGCUGAUCUGAGCCAUCUUCCAUUUGGUCAUUAUUUGGUGAACCAAACUGGGAGAGGGAAUUUGGUAAGAGAGAGGAAGCAUGUGAGUGCUUGGUGGGAUGAUAUUAGCAACAGACCAUCUUGGAAGAAGGUUCUUGAGCAAUUCAAAUACCCUGUCUAGCUGCUUAAUUGGAAGAAGGGCUUUGUCCUUCAAUGUUUUCUGUUAUCUGCUUCAGAAUAAAUCGAGCCUAUGUGCAAGAUGUGGACCUCUCUCUCUCGAGUUUGUUUUUGGAUUUGGAUCUUUAACUCUUUCUUGAAUAAUAACUUUGUGUAAGGAUUACUGUGAUCCCUGGUGCAUACGAGGCUAUGUUAUGUUAAAGUAACUUAUUUAGGAGCUUGAAAUAUAUUGACUCUAAGUAUCUAAUAGAGUUUUUUUGUUAAAUACAAAAUAAAAGGAACCUGUGUAACUUU
This is a messenger RNA of Abrus precatorius (Indian licorice), 1082 nucleotides long. Its product is annotated as glutathione S-transferase F10-like. The record is from RefSeq and is a predicted model, not a curated record. The coding region runs from base 145 to 792 and encodes 215 amino acids. Gene Ontology annotation, cellular component: cytoplasm. NCBI's taxonomy places the organism in Eukaryota, Viridiplantae, Streptophyta, Magnoliopsida, Fabales, Fabaceae. Gene Ontology annotation, molecular function: glutathione binding; glutathione transferase activity. The transcript has 3 exons.